This is a messenger RNA of Alligator sinensis (Chinese alligator), 2132 nucleotides long. RefSeq names its product family with sequence similarity 173 member A (gene ANTKMT). Gene Ontology annotation, molecular function: protein-lysine N-methyltransferase activity. Gene Ontology annotation, biological process: peptidyl-lysine trimethylation; positive regulation of proton-transporting ATP synthase activity, rotational mechanism; regulation of mitochondrial ATP synthesis coupled proton transport. The transcript has 6 exons. Bases 49 to 906 code for a protein of 285 amino acids. Gene Ontology annotation, cellular component: mitochondrion. The record is from RefSeq and is a predicted model, not a curated record. NCBI's taxonomy places the organism in Eukaryota, Metazoa, Chordata, Crocodylia, Alligatoridae.
CCCAGAGCCAGGUCCGCAGCUUCAGGCCUGGGGCAGGGCUCGGGUGUGAUGCGCGGGCUGCAGGAGCCCGUAGCGCAAGGCCCCCGAGCCGGCCUCCGCCCCCGGCAGCGGAACCAACGUUCCCGGCACGGGUUCUCCGCGGACCCCAUUACGCGCCGGGCCCGGCCGGAGCCUUGUCCCGCCCGCCCCUCGCAGCGUCAUUGCGGCUGCUGCAGAGAGCGGCGCGGAGCAUUGUGGGACCCAGACAUGGACCUUGAUGACCUGGAGGAGCAAGCAGCGGUGCUGCAAGGAAGGCCUGUUGGUGGCUGGGGCCUGGUGCAGCUCGCAGCCGGCACAGGCUUUGCUGCCUAUGUUAUGUGGGCAGGAGUCCUCAUGCCCGGCUUCCGCAAGGUUCCUUUAAAGCUACAGGUGCCAUAUUUGCCAUCAAGUGCCCAGCAAGUUGCCAAUACGAUGUCACUGCUGAAAGGACGCUCCGGAAAGAUGGUGGAUCUAGGGUCCGGCGACGGCCGACUUGUACUAGAGGCCUAUAAACAAGGUUUCCAACCAGCUGUCGGUUAUGAACUCAACCCCUGGCUAUUGGGACUAUCCAAGUAUCGGGCCUGGAGGGCUGGGUAUUACGGGAAGGUUUCCUACCAACGGGAAGAUCUAUGGAAGGUGAACCUGUCUGACUGCUACAAUGUGACAGUGUUCCUGGCUCCCAGUGUGCAACCAAUCCUCGCAACCAAGCUGCUUGCAGAACUCCCAGACGAGGCCUGUGUGGUGGCUGGACGCUUCCCCUUUGCUGCCUGGACACCAACCAGCAUUGUUGGGGAGGGGCUGAACAGAAUUUGGGCUUAUGACAUGAAGAGUGUGCGGCAGGCACAGCAGAACAACCCUGAGGGAGCCAAGCAUAAGAACCAGAGCUAAUGCAGAGCCUGGAUGCCAUAGAACAAAGGAUCAGGAGGCUGUAGGAGUGAAAGUGCUACUUUGGCCUGCUGGUACUACUGUCUCACGGAAGCCCUGUGAUGGAUAUAUGCUGAAUAGGGCCAUGUGUGCACAUAGGAAUUUGUCACACACUAACCAGGGAGUGGGGGACUGCUUUCCCUCUUACCAGAAUCGUGAGACUCAGUCUGGAAAUCCCUGAAGAACUGUCACAGGAUCCAUGGUGAUCAUUGUUUGAUUUCUGGUUUGAAUAACUAAUUUGUUUUGUUAUUUUAUUUGUAAUUUGCUUUGUAACAAUAAAAGUCCUGGUGCCACUUGCUCUGUCACCUCCAUUCUGACUUCUGCUGGAGGCUGCUUCAUCCACACCACAAUCAGAGCAGUUCCCAGCAAGGCGGUCUCCGCUCCUGCCUCAGGCUGUACUGGGAAUUCCCUUUGGGUGAGGCUCAAGGAUGCAGUUCUUCCAGCUCUGGCUCUUCUUCUGAUAAUGGAUUCCCUCUAGGUUCUUCUCAUGCUAAUCACCACUAUAGACCAGUCACUCUCCACAGGGGCCACCAUGCAUGAAUGCAAAGGAAUUCAGUCUCCUCACUGCACAAAAAAAUCUGAGCUCCUUGGCUGAGUCUAACCCUUCUAAGCCCAAAAUCUAGUAAGAAUCCUGCCUUUCCCUCAAGUUGAGAAAAGGUCCCUGUAUCAGUGGGGUCUCAGAGGAAUGGAGUAGUAUUACAGCACCCUGCUGCAUUGCUAAAGCAAGGGAAAGCAAACCUCUAACUCCAGGGCAGAAUGAAGGGUUUGCUUUUCAGCCCUAUCUUCUGCCCCAGUCCAAAGGAACAGCACCAGUGCUUUUCUGGUGCUCAGCACUCCCACAAGUAGCUAAUGCUUGUGGGUUGGUAAAGGGAGAGAAGUGGGACAGAACGAAGCACGGAGGGAGUAAACACAUAGAGCUUCAAUAUGAUUUUAGUCGUCUCAAUUCAGUUUCCUUCUCAGCAAAUCCUAGCCCUACCCAAGAGGUCCCCACAAGGAAGACCAUAAGUCCAAGCACAUUACCUCUGGAUGUAGCCCCACAAACAAGACCAACAGAAAGGCACUGUUUAAAAUCCUUGUCUCGCCUGUGAAAACCUAAUGGCCCCUGUCUUGCAGAGCCCCAGCAAACAGCUACAGUUCAUGGCUGAUGGUCUUUUGGGGUCUCUGCAUUAAAGGAACAUCAGAAGCCCCAG